UGGCAUGAAGGUGCUGUCAUGUAGCUGCUGUGACGGUCACUGCGGGCCAAACAAUGGAUGCAACUGCCCGCCAUGCCAACAGUUGGAUAAGGAGGAAGAGGACUUUGCCAAAGACCAACGGACUAUGCCUCCACCUUCCCAACCAAUUAUAGAUACCUGGACAUGGGGACAACAGCCAGGUACAAUAGAUUUGAAUUCUGAGGAAACUCAGAUCUAGCUUUGUGAACAGGGGGGGUUUAAAAUCUUUAAAAAUCCUUUAAAAGUAAAAGUAAACAAAGGUGGACAAAUCUAUUUAAAUUUCAGAAAAUCUGAUUUAGAUUUUAAAAAAUACAAUUUAAUUAUUUCAAAUAUAAUUUUAUUAAAAAAAAUUAUUUGACCCUCUUGUGACCGCUGGGCUGAUCUAUUGGCCAAGAGUGUUAUGUCAAAAAAGACGAAAGCACCGACAUUCCAAAAAAUAUCCCUCUCAACAGGGUUAAAACCUAUUUCCUACAUUACUUUAAAUUUGUAUAAAGAUUAAUAUACUUCAAAAUCUAAAGUAUUCCCAUUAAAACAUGAGCAAAAAAUCAAGUUCAAGAAAAAAAUGUGAUUUUAAUUUUAAAAAUGCUAUUUGCAUCCCAAAAAUUUGAUUUAAAUACUAUUAACUAUAUUCUAUUUAAUGUUUAUAAUCAUUAAUAUACUUAAGAUCUAAAAAAAUCAUUAUAGAAAUAUUCCAGAUAUGCACCGUCUUACUUCAGAUAUGCACCGUCUGACUUCAGAUAUGCACUGUCUUACUUCAGAUAUACACUGUCUUACUUCAGAUAUACACUGUCUUACUUCAGAUAUACACUGUCUUACUUCAGGCAUACACUAUCUUACUUUUGUCAUGUACGUAUUAAACCAAAACUCCCAUGCUCCCAGAUUAUUCCAGAUAUAAACUGUCUCACUUCAAAUAUUCACUAUCUUACUUCAGAUAUACACUGUCUUACUUCAGGUAUACACUGUCUUACUUCAGGUAUACACUGUCUUACUUCAGGUAUACACUGUCUUACUUUUAUCAUGUACUUAAACAAAAACUCUGAUGCUCCCAGAUUAUUCCAGAUAUUAACUGUCUUACUUAAGAUAUACACUGUCUUACUUCACAUAUACACUGUCUUACUUCACAUAUACGCUGUCUUACUUUAGAUAUGUACUUAAAAUGUCCCGUUCCCCCAGAUGUCCACAAACUCCAGCAAUGCCUAAGCUCCAUCCUCCAGGAGCACCAACAGCUCAGCCUGGAGGCCUUCAGCAGCUCCCUAUCCAUGACCCGCCUCCAACAGAGAAUUGCUGUCCUGGAGAGGUACUUCACUGCUCUGUGCCGGCAGAAUCAAGGGGAAAGAAGGGCCCCAUCUCGCAAGCGCCAGGCAAACCAAAGCAACCUCAACAAACAGAAAAGGUUUGUUGUAGUUUAUUUAGACAAGGAAUGGGGGAAAGGCCAUUUCCUAGUGGCUGUCGUGUGUUUGGGGUCAGGAUCGCAACAUUUAAGACAGUGGCCCACCUUCUUAUUUAAGAAAGCUUGCGUCAGUCUUAGACGAAACAGAAGGACAGGAAAUUAAAAACUUGUCCAUUGUUUUUAUUUUAUGUCUUAUUCUUCGCCAUUCUAAUGAUUAUCAGAGAUUCCCUUUAAACACAAACGAAUCUACCGAUAGUGGUGUUGUUGGCAAUAAGUGAGUGAACAUGGUUGUAAUGAGGCAGUUUUUCUCUACUCCAGCUCUGUUGUCAAGCCUGUUGAGAAAGCGACCAUGGGUCUGGCCAGAGUUGGGUCAAGGGCAGCCCUCAGUUUUGCCUUUGCUUUUCUCAGACGUGCAUGGAGGUCAGGAGAAGAUUCAGACCUUUGUGGGGAAUUGCUUCAAGUAAGCAAAUAAUCUUUUUAUUUGUUUUAUCAUUUCUAUCCUAUAAAUUGUGCUGGCUUUUUUUAAUAGGAAUGUGCACAUAAAAAAAAAUAAUUCCCUCGUAUGUAAGCCAUAAUCUAAUUAUACAAAGAAAAAUGUUCUGACUGACUAACUCUUCAAUGCUCUGCCCAAAUUUGGUGUGCACUCUUUUGUGUAAAUAGCCACACGCAAAAAAAAAAAAAAAAACUAGAUAAAGACUUUAGGAAAGUUUAUUACAUGAUUUAAUUAUGAUUUUUGUCAAAAUGAUGUUAAUUUGUUGUCAAGGUGUGCAAAUGAAAGGUAAGUGAUAUGGUCCUCGUUCGGGCACCUGUUUUAGUUGUGACAUUGACCUCGUUGGGGCCCCUGUUUUAGUUGUGACAUCGACCUCCUUGGGGCACCUGUGUUAGUUGUGACAUCUGCAGCUGACUUGCGUCACUCCAUUGAUUGUGGACGCACCAGCAGAGAUGCUGUUGUAGCCAAGAGGACAACAAUAAGUCUGGGGGAAGAAUUCAUACAUUCAUAGUAACAAAUUAUGUCUCAUUAGGUCUUGAAAACUACUUUUUAAAAAAGCUGAGAUUUAAAAAAUAAAUUAAAUUUUAUUUUUUUGGACAGUCUUAGAAAUUUAAAAAUAUUAAUAUUUUUUUAAAAAGGAAUUUUUAGAUGUUAAUUGAUUGGUUUUUGAAAAAUAAAAAUAAAAACAUUUAAUAGGUGAGUACUGUGAAUGUAAUGAGGUUUUAAAAUAAGAUGAUAUUAUGUUGAUAAAAUUGUUGUUUUAAAAUAAGAUGACAUUAUGUUGAUGUAAUUUUUGUUUUAAAAUAAGAUGAUAUUAUUUUGAUGUAAUUGUUGUUUUAAAAUAAGAUGAUAUUAUGUUGAUAUAAGUGUUGUUUUAAAAUAAGAUGAUAUUAGUGUUGUUUUAAAAUAAGAUGAUAUUAUGUUGAUAUAAGUGUUGUUUUAAAAUAAGCAAAUUAAGUAACCUCUCCAUUUUCUUGUGAAACUAAUGGAUGGUUGGCACACGCUGCCACUCCAUGGGUGCAGGCAAUAUCUGAAAAUGAAACUCAUUGUUGAAAGUGUUUUUAGUUGAAAGUAAACACAUCUUUUGGUCAUAUCUUAGUUGAAACUAAACACAUUAUUUGGUCAUAUAUUAGUGGAAACUAAACACAUUGUUUGGUCAUAUAUUGGUGGACACUAAAUACAUUGUUUGGUCAUAUAUUAGUGGAAACUGAGCACAUUGUUUGGUCAUAUCACUCUAUUUCUGAUACAGAUUGUCCAAUUAGUGUGUUUUUUUUUUUUUAAAUAGACAAUUUAAGCUGAUUAUGUUGUCAUCAAACAUAAGUUAUUUGGUUACGUAAAGAAAGGUGUUCAUUUGUCUGUAAGACAAUCAACUAAAUACAUUGUUUGGUCAUAUAUUAGUGGAAACUGAGCACAUUGUUUGGUCAUAUCACUCUAUUUCUGAUACAGAUUGUCCAAUUAGUGUGUUUUUUUUUUUUUUAAAUAGACAAUUUAAGCUGAUUAUGUUGUCAUCAAACAUAAGUUAUUUGGUUACUUAAAGAAAGGUGUUCAUUUGUCUGUAAGAAAAUCCUGCAGUUAAAAAUUAACUGUAUUAUAUUUCAUGAACCUAUGUGAUGUAAGCUAGCUGUGAUCUUACUGUCAGCCAAGGUGAAGGUCAGGCAGGCAACAUCAGGGCCAAGAAAAACAGGAUCCUCAUGGUUAUUGGGUGGUGUGUGUAUUGCAGGGUGGGGCUGUAGUACAGUAGGACAACCACUUGAUUAGCUGAUUAAUUAAAAGUAAACACCACCCCCCCCCUUUUUUUUUUUUUCCUUUCUUCCCACACAUCAAUCCUGCACUUGCAUUAAUGGUUUUUUUAAUAAAAGACUUUGCAAAAAAAUGUAAAAAGUAAACCCCCCCCCCCCCCCUUUUUUUUUUUUUCCUUUCUUCCCACACAUCAAUCCUGCACUUGCAUUAAUGGUUUUGUUAAUAAAAGACUUUGCAAAAAAAUGUAGAUAUUUCAAUGACAUUAUUGUUUAGCUAAUUUGUACUUUUAAUGUUAUUUUUUAGUUAUAAUUAGUUCUAAGAAUUAAAUAUUUUUAAUAGGUAUCCUGUUGUUAGAAUUAGCUAGUUCUAUUGAAUUUAUAUUGCCAUUUUUCAUUCGAGUUAAAAGAAAAAUACUUAUAAAAUUAGUACAUUGCUUUGCUUUGAGAUUAUCUUUUUUAUAAGAAAUUUAUAGUGAAACUGCUUAACAUCAUAUAUUAGAAAUGAAUCAUAGUAACAUCGCUGCCCUUUACUGCUCAAAUAUAUUAACACUUUGGCAUUAAAUCAAAUCUUACCUUCAAAUCUCAAUUGUCGGAAUGACUGUUUUCUCUAUAAAUAUCUGUUCUUAAAUAGCACAAUUCAAGGUCAUAGCUGCAGGCUUUAAGUGCCUAGGUUUAUUCGUAUCAUGUUAUAGAAAUUAUUUAUUUUAAGGCACCUAUAUUGUAUCUGUAUUUUAAAACAAUUUCAUUAUAUUUCAUCUUUGAAAAACUCUACAGAUGAAACUGAUAGCAAAAUUCAUGGUAGAUGAGGAAAGGAAGUAGAAGAGAUAAGAAGGUCACAAUUUGAAAAGUUCUGGUUGAAAAGUGUAAAGAAAAAAAAAAAUUUUGACAUCUGGUUAUGUGGUCCAUUAUAGCUUCAUAAAAGUUUAGGCAACGUUGAAAUGAUUGACAGCUGAUUUCCAGUGGGCUAAGUGUAGAGAAUAACUUUUCAUUAAUGAUAACUGAAAUAUAUUUGCAUCAUUGAAUGAUGACCUUGGACAGGCCAACUUUUUGUUCAUCCCUCAGUGAAAUGACAUAUAAUUUGCAUGUGCAGUUAAUAAUUUAAGCAAAUAUCUGACAUUAAUAUGAAGCUAUUUCAAUUGUUAAUGUUUUUGUUUAAAGCAGUGUCCCCAAAUAAUGGUCUGCGGACGGGCACGGGUCAGGAGUCUUUCGUUGCCAGUCUGCACAACACGAAUAUUUAUGGUCAAAUAAAAAGAAAAUAUAAUUAAUAAAUCUGGUGCUGGUCCCUGGUGCAAUUUCAAAACUUGUGCACCGCUCCGUCAAACUAAAAAGCUGGGCAAACGCUAUUUUAAAGCUUCAUUUAUCAUUGGAAAUAAGUUAACUCUUCUAUCUGAUUGGAUUGUUGGUGGGCAUGCAAGUUGUCUUAGGAUCUAUGCUUCUAUGGGCUGCUAGAAAAUGUCAGCAUUUCUUAUCUUCAAGGAUUCUAGGUUGAGUAUCUGAGAGAAAUUUAAAAAAAAAUAGGAUUGACUUACAUUUUGCACAUUUUUUUAAGUUGAACAUAAAUGUAGGUUGUUAGCUGUAAUCCAAUUAUAUUCUGCUUCAGGGUUCACAUCUCCAUGAAGUCGCUUGUCAUAAUCCAUUUGACGUGGUUCAUUUUGACUUGACAUAUGUUAUGUCAGUGUUUUCUGGAUGUGUUUAAAUGUAUUGUGCACUUGUAAAUUAGAAUAAUAAAUACACGGGAAAGGCACCAUGGCUGAAUCGUCUGCAGGAAAUCAAAUAACACGGAAAGGUGUGAAAAAGAAUAAUUUCUUUCUUUUCUUUUCUUUUUUUUUUUAGUACUUCAUAAGGCAUCUCUACAUAAGGCAUCUAUACAUAAGGCAUCUAUACAUAAGGCAUCUAUACAUAAGGCAUCUAUACAUAAGGCAUCUAUACAUUUAUAAUAUUUCGACCAGAUUUUGGUUUCUGGGAACAAGGGGCGGCAAAAUGAAGGACAGCGUCACACCAGCUCUUGCUAUUGCACUGCCCCAGGCUUCCCCUGCCUGUAAGCAAGCUCACUGCCAUGCCAGUGACUAGUCCAAAUAUGAACUUUGUGAAGACAUGUCCAUAUGUUGACUACAAAAUAUUUCAUUAGCAGCUGUGUAAUCAGUCAAGCAUGUGAUAUUUCAAAGCAUUGUAUUUUAGUGCACAACACUAGGAGCACAGACUACUUUGGUGCUAGGUAAACCCUAGAUCCAAGUGUUUUUUUGUUAAAUACAAGGUCAUCUUUUCAUCAACCAUGAACAGACUAAAAUGUCUCCGUGGGUAUAUAUUUGAAAUUUUGGGUAUUUGUGGAUAUAUUUGGGUAUCUGUGGGAAUAAAUCAGUGUUUUCUAAACGAGAUGGUCUCCUUGGUCAAGGGAGUGAUCAUUUAACAAGGUUUUCAUUUGCCAGUUCAGCAGAUCCAAGUUCCUGUUCAGUCUGUCAAUCUUUGAUCCAACAACAGUAUUGUUAAACUGACUGUCCAAGUGGUAGCCAUUAACAUAUUUAUAGGAUCUUAAUUGUGCAGUUCUAACUUCAACAUUCUUAAGAUGAAUUAGCUCCAGGCAAGUUUGAAAGGUGUAAAGCGACAACAAAACAGGAUGCAUUUCAGAUGUUUAAUUAUAUAAGAUAUAAUUUACAAUCUUGGGAAUGCAUUUUAAAAAAAUAGAUAAAAAUCUCAAUGUCAGUUAUAGUUGAUGUCAACCUAUCUUUCCAUUGGUUGGCGCAUGCAAUAGGUUAGACUUAGCAGUUUCAUCACUCCUGCUUACGUGUGACAUCUGCAGGCCACAUGUGUCACACCAUUGACGGUGGAUGCUCCGGCAGCGAUGCUACUGAAACCAUCAGGACAACAAAAAGUCUGGGGGAAAGCAUAAAAAACAUUUUAGUUCACAUUUAUAAGAUCAGGUGCUGAAAUCUAAUUGAAAAACCAGACAAUCCAAUCAUUUACUGAUAUUACUUUGAAUGCAAUGAGGAUAUCCUAUUAUUUACUGAUAUUACUUUGAUUGCAAUGAGAAUAUCCUAUCAUUUACUGGUAUUACUUUGAAUGCCAUGAGGAUAUCCUAUCAUUUACUGAUAUUACUUUGAAUGCAAUGAGGAUAUCCUAUCAUUUACUGAUAUUACUUUGAAUGCAAUGAGGAUAUCAUAUUAUUUACUGAUAUUACAUUGAAUGCAAUGAGGAUAUCCCAUCAUUUACUGAUAUUACUUUGAAUGCAAUGAGGAUAUCCUAUCAUUUACUGAUAUUACUUUGAAUGCAAUGAGGAUAUCCUAUCAUUUACUGAUAUUACUUUGAAUGCAAUGAGGAUAUCCUAUCAAUUACUGAUAUUAAUUUGAGUGCAAUGAGGAUAUCCUAUCAUUUACUGAUAUUAAUUUGAGUGCAAUGAGGAUAUCCUAUCAUUUACUGAUAUUAAUUUGAGUGCAAUUAUUAGGAUUUGAAAAUGUUACUUAAAAGAGGUGCCUGUUUUGGCUUAUGGGAAAACUGUUUUAAAGUGAUAGAAUUAUUUCACCUCUCCAUUUUCAUGUGCGACUAUGGUAUGAUGGACACAUGCCGAAACGCCCACUAUGCAAUCAGAAUCUGAAAUUGAACAUAGUUUUUUUAUUCUAAAAAUGAAGAUAGUGUUUAGUGAUAUUAAUCAUAUACUGUGUAGGAUCAUACAGUUAUUUUUUACUAAAAGAAAAGUAAAGGUCACAAAUAAGUUGUUUCUCAAAGACAUACUCUAUAAGCUACUUAAAAAUCAUGAAAUAUAAAAAUUGAUGCAUCCAAGGUAGUGUUACAUACUGUUAUAGAUAGUUUUGCAAAUUCAUUUCCUUUAAGAUUUGGCUUGUGGAGUGAACAAUACGCAACAAAGGACUGAAAACCAGCAGACAAAGAAAAAUGAUACCAAAGCUAGUGGUAUUAUCAAUAUUCAAUUUUUUUAUACUAUUAAAUUUAAAAAUACAAAAUGAAAUGUACAGAAAUAAAAACGAUAUUCACCUAUAGCACAGCAAGUGAAAAAGUUUAAUCCUCGAAAGAUACAAAUAUUAAUAUACAAAAAAAAAAGAGUAAAAUCUUGUUAGGCUCUUUGUUUUAAUAUUGAUUAAGAUUAAUAUGUCUCGUGUCUAUGAAAUCUAGCAAAAAAAUCUCUGCUGGGAAAGCUGCCGCCUUAUUUAUGGGGAGGGUGUUAGAAUCGUCCAGAAAGGAAAUUCUAGAACUUGCAUCAUUCAUAGCAUUCUUUUGAACAAAUAAGAAGUAAACAACCUUUUCCAAAUCAAAGGAGGGGAGAGGGUGGUUCAGCGCUACACAUUUAAAAUGUGUCAAAAUCAAAACAAAAAAAUGCGGAGAGAAGUGGUGGAUUCUUUAGCUCAACGUUGAAACAAAAUUAGGUCAACACACAGGCUAUAACAAUAGUCUACAUAACUAGGUUUCCCGGGGGUGAGAGGUGGCAUUUCAGGAAGUGCAAGGAAAGGGCAUAAUAAAAAUCGAGGCAACAGGAGCCUUUAAGUCAUGAUAUAAAUGUUGAAACGUUAUUAGCCAUUUGAUAUAAAUGUUGAUUUUCCUUUGUGCAAUAAGUCUUAACAUUUAUUUUUAAGUUUGACAGUUUGGCAAUUCAAUAUACAAAUUAUUAUAAGUCCUUUUUUUUUUCUUCAAAUUUUAAAAUGGAUUGUUACUUUUUUAUGGGGUGUCAGACUUAGUCAACAGUUUGUAGGGGUCGCCAGAUUUAGUCAAACAGUUCGAAGGGGGUGCCAGAAUUAGUGAAACAAUUGAUGGGGGUGGGGUGUGAAACUUUAGGGAGUGUAAAGUAUAGAAAAUGUUGGGAAACUAGUCUAAUAAUUGUAAGGGAGUAGAGUAUUAUAGAAAAGGUUUGGAAACUAGUCAAAGAAUGUAGGGAGUGUCGAGUAUAGAAAAGGUUGGGAAGCACUGUUAUAUACGACAAACUUGAAUGCAUCAAAUGUUUAUUUCUCUCAGGAUUUUGAAGUCACUCAGAUUAAAUUAAAGUUAUAAUCUUAAAACUUAUUUAUUGUAUUUCUUGCUUUUGUUUUUGAAAAGUGACCAAAUUAAAAUCUUACUGGCAGCCAAUGUUAAAGUCAAGCUGGCAACAAGCAGGGCCAAGACAAAUAGGAUCUUCAUUGUUAUUUGAAGGUGUUGUGUACUGCUGGGUGGUUCUGUAAUAGAGUACGACAAAGAAGUGAAUAGAUUAUGUGAAUCUGUCUAACUUUUUGUAAGGCAGCAACACAUUUAAGAGAGGCACAUUUUAGAUUCAGUUAAUAUCUUCAGUUGUCUUUUGAUUGGUGUAAAAUAUAUUUUUACAAAUUCCAUUAAAUGAGUGUAAACUUAAUAUGCAGUUAAGGGAAACCUAUUUGUUUUUUUAAAAAUAACUUUGUUUCAAAUGCAUCAAUAAAUUUUAAAAACUGGAGUCUAAAUAGCAGCUCUUCAUCUUAUGCUUAUUUCUUUACAAGAAAUGUUUAUUUUGGGAUUUACAAAGAAAAAUGUACUUUGCUUUAACAUUAUAUACUUUAAACAGACUCUCCUACUCAAAGUUGUAAGGCUGAGUAAUGUAAAAUUUUGUUCAGAAUUACAGUCAAAUCUUACCUUAGAAUUCUGGAUAUGUUUGUUUGAAUAAUUGUUCUAUAUAAAAUAAUUGGUCUUAUAUAGCACAAUUCAAGGCCAAAAGAAUAGACUUCAAAUUGUAGGACACCAACUUAGAGCACAAUUCUUGGUUGAUAAGUAAAUGAAAUAAUAGAAUUGAAUAGAUAAGGAGGUCACGUUUUGAAAGUUCUACUAAAAGUGUUAUGAAAAAAAGAAAGAAAGUAUUUGAACUUGUGGAGUCAGUUAAGAGUUACAUACAAUCUAAGGAAAUAAUGUCACGAUUGGCUUAAAUAACACAAUUCAAGGCCAUAGCAAAAGAUUUUAAAUAAUGUAGGACACCGACUUACAGCACAAUUCAUGGUUGAUAAGUAAAUGAAAUAAAUGAAAUAAAAGGACUGAAUAGAUAAGGAGAUCACGUUUUGAAAAGUUCUAGUCUAAAAGUUUAAUGAAACAAAAAAAAAGGAAAGAGUCAGUUAAAAGGUACAUAAAAUCUAAGGAAAUAACUGCAUGUAUUUGAGAUGAUUAAGUCACAUCACUUUGUAUCAAUCACAAGCAACACAUUUUAAAUGUACUGUACAAACAGCAGUGCAAACUAUGCAUUUACCUAAAACUUAAGCUGAGAGAAGACAUUAUGCCAUCAUAUUUAAAAAUAUUUUUUGGGAUAUUUAUGCAUUAAUAAUUGUUAUCAAAGUCCUUGAGGCCAGUGAACAAUUAUGGCAAUGAGAUAUUAUCGAAUCUUAUUUUCUUAACUGAAUCAUGGCUUCCUGAUUCCCUAACUUAUUGCCCAAUCUACCACUUCAACGGCGGAAAAGAAUAUACACAGAAUAUAAGUAAAUACAUCUAUAGUGUCUGUGGCCUAGUAGUCACAAACUCACUAAGCAUAAAUUAGCUUGUAGACCAUCAUAUAAUUAUCUUAUAAGGCUAGUGUUUUAUAAAGGUCUCAUUUAUUAGCAGGAAUACACUUAAAGUGAAAUCAAUUUUGUUAAAGUUUUCUGAAAUUAAGUUUUCUUGUUCAUUGGAUUUCUGAACUAUUAGAUUUGACAUAUAUGUAACCUUGGACAAACUAAACUAAAUUGUGUCCAUGCAUAUUUGAACUAUUAGAUGGACAUAAUUGUAAACUUGUAGAAACUAAAUUGUGUCCAUGCAUAUUUGAACUAUUAAAUUGGACAUUAAUGUAAACUUGGACAAACUAAACUAAAUUGUGCCCAUGCAUAUUUGAACUAUUAGAUUUGACAUAAAUAUAACCUUGGAAAAACUAAAAUAAAUUGUGUCCAUGCAUAUUUGAACUGGAACAAGACAUGUAAUUGCAGCAAAAAACGCUACAUUUUUAUAGAAAUAAAUGACCUAAUUAUCAAAUUUUCCCAAUGGAUUAACAGAUGUAUUCUGUCUGUUUGAUUCUUCGUUGGUGAUGUUCAUAAGGUUUUGCUGACAUGUAUUUUUGAAUUGUUGGCCACACAGAUUUUUUUGGGACCAAGUAUUUGCAAAUUAGUUUGUGCAUUUCUUAUCUACAAGGUUUAUAGCCUGAAUCCUCCUCUGUAAUAAACAUGUUUUUGUUACGUGAUGGCGGAAUUUAAAAAUAGCAUUGUCCUGCUUUGGACAAAUAUUUUCUCAGUUUGACAUAAAUGGGGGUGGAUAGUUAUAGUUGAAGUAUAUUCACCUAGUUCUUGCGUCAUGUCAUUUUGCACCUUGCAGUCUUAGACUGUAAACUAUGAAACCCCCUCCCCCCCCCCACACCCACUUUAAAAAAAAGAAAACAACAACUUUGUCAUGCAAUUGUAAUUAUUUUCAUAGACUGUCAUUAAAUAUCUAUCACACUGGUACAUCAAAGAAAUAGACACAAAGAAAAGACACAAUGACUUAAUUAGGUGUCAGAUCACAAGAAAAGUUCUCAAACCACAAAGACAAUUCUCAGACAUAAAGAAAUCCAUAAGUUCGUUUUUUUUUUUUUCACUUUGUAUGAGCUUCGUAUGUUUUUAUAUAUUGUACAUGAUGAGGAGAAAGGACGGCAAUCAGCAGGGAUGGAGCACAAAUUCCAAUGAAGCUCAGUAAUUUGUUCAUGGACCUGACAUCCCCCCCAGCCUUCACUUGCCUGGGGGGGGGGGGAGGAACGUUUACUGCCGCGUGAAAUGCUAUUCAAAUUCAUACAGAAAUCUGGCAGUUAAGCCAUGAAUAAGAUAUUUCCUGCACAUUUCACCUGCUGCGUAAUCAUCACCCAAGCAUACACUAUUUUUAGCACAGUACCCGAGCGUUCAACACAAGCAAGACAGAAUACUUUGGAACAAGGCAAUAUUUGGAUUUCUUUGAUUAAAUAUGAAGUCAUCUUGUCAUCAACAAUGGACAGAAAAUUUGAUGGGGAAAAUAAUAGAAAAUCAAGAAUUUGUGUAUCAUGACACUAAAGCAGGCCUGCACAACAUACGGCCCGGGGGCCGCAUGUGGCCCGCCAGCACCCACUUGGCGGCCCGCUAAGAAACGAAAUAAUCUUUUUUAUUAUUACUUUCUUAAUAACCUUCGCCCCUGUCCUAUUAUCUUUCGGCCUGCACAUGUUUUUCAUUAAGUAUUACCGCCCCCCUUAAAUUUUGAGUUGUGCAGGCCUGCACUAAAGCAUUCAUCAGCAAAUAUUACAGCAAAAGUUCUAGUCUAAAGUUUUAUUUAAAGUAAAGGAGUUCAAUUGCCAACACUCAUCACCAGGAAAAAAAAAACUUAAAAAAAACUGUGAGUUUGAAUGUCACAUGAUUUCCAAUGUUAUUAAAAUAAUCUAAUUUCAUGAGACUUAUUUAGAAGUUGCGCAGUUUGAUGAAGUUUUCCAUUCUCUUUUAUUUCAGGAAGGCCAUGAUGCCUUGAGAUCACUGCAAGAAUGUACUCUGUUUGAACCUCACUAUUCUCUUUUAUUUUAGGAAUUCCAUGAUGCUCUAUGAUUACUCCCAGAAACUUCACUUUUUGAAGCAUUCUAUUCUCUUGUUUUUCAGGAAUCCCUUGAUGCCCUCAGAUCACUACCAGAAGCUACUCUGUUUGAAGAAGGGUCUGUGUCCUCUGUGUGGCUGGAGGUGGUGGAGAGAGCCACAAAAUUCCUGCAUUUCGUUGUUGCUGGGUGAGCUGUCCUUAUUUAUACAUUAUCAAAUUUAUACCAGAAUAAACUAAGUUUUAUUUAUAAAUUUCAAGAAAAUAAACUUUUUUUCCCACACGUUAUAGUCUGUAUGUUGACCUAGUUUUACUUCACCACAAGCCGUGGCAUUCAACCUUACCUGCUCUCCCCCUUUUUGUUUUGUUAGUGAUGUCACUGAUGAAAUGUGUAGUGCCAAUCGCCCCUCCCUUGAUUGGGAAAAGGUUGUUUACUUUCGAAUACAUUCUAAUUUGUUUUAAAGAUGGCCAUUAAGUGAUGCAAUUUCUUUUCUGGAGCUGGAGGGUUUAAGCUUUCUACCUAAUAAUAAAGCGGCAGCUUUCCCAGAUGUAGAAGAGAGAUUUUUGCUAAUUUUCCAAGACAUUCACGAGAUGUAAUAUACUUGCAAGAAAUACUCUUUAUAUGUGUGUGUAAAUUAAUAUUUUUAGCUUUUGAGGUUUGUAAUUUUUCACUUGCUGUGCUGUAAGUUCAUAUAGUUUUUAUCUCUGUCUGUUUGCUUAUGUAUAUUUUAUAUAAAUUUAAUGGUAUAAUUAAAUUGAUUAUUGUUAAUAUCUGUAGCUUUGGCAUUGUUUUUUCUGUAUAUGCUGGUUUUCAGUCCUUUGUUACGUAUUGUUCAUUCCAUGAGCCAAAUCUUAAAGCAGAUUAAAUUUACAAAAACCACUUAACGGUACAUGACGCCACACAAGAACAGGUUAAAUACAGAAUUUUUUUCACAUGAAACAUACAUGUUUAAGAUAGAUCUUGAGAAGCAUAACUAUUUUUGUUAGAUAUUGUCACAUAGCUUUUGCAAUAGCAAGCAACCUCAGUGUGAUGUCAUUCAUAUUUCCAGAGUUAUUGUUGAUAAAUUUACAAAAACUAAACACUGCUGAUACUAAUAGUCUUUUGUAUUUAUGGCUAACAUUGGUAAUUAUUAAAUUAUUUUAUUCAUUUUAUAUAUAUAUAUAUGUAUGUAUGCAUGGCAUCUUUCCGUCUGCGGGAGACGAUAGAUUAUCUUUAUUGCUUGCAGCUCUUGGUGUGGCUGGUGAGACCAAUCCUCGAAUGGCAGUCUCUGUUACAUUUCCCACACACGAAUGCCGUGGAGCAGUAUUUACAUGCCUUCCUCCUCGCUCUUUUUGCAGCUGUUUCCGCCCUGUUUUGAUCAUCUGCCUUCACGAUGCCCCGCCAUGAGGAUCUAUCCUCUGCCAGCUCCUCCCAGUUUGAGAUGUCGAUGUUGGCCGACUUCAUAUCUCUUUUGCAUAUGUUUAAGUAUCUCAGACAGGGCCAUCCAACUGACCUUUUCCCUGUCGCCAGCUCGCUGUAUAGCACGUCCUUUGGUAUGCGACCAGGUUGCAUUCGCUUGACUUGUCCAAGCCAGCGGAGGCGUCUUUGGAUUAACAUGGCUGGGAUGCUACACAUGUUUGUUUGGGACAGGACAUCCACGUUGGGGACUUUGUCUUGCCAUUUAAUGUCAAGGAUGUGGCGCAGGCAUCUGAGGUGGAAGCCAUUGAGCCUUCUUUCGUGUUUAGAGUAUGUGGUCCAUGACUCGCAUCCAUACAGAAGUAUGCUAAGUACAGGCCUGGUACACCUGCAGCUUAGUUUGUUGUUGUGAGUUUGGCGUUUGACCAGACUCUUUUCUUCAGUCUGGCCAUAACAGUUGCGGCCUUCCCUAUCCUCCCACUUAUCUCAUCCUCCAUUGAGAGGGUGAUCGAUAUGUUGGAUCCCAUAUAUGUGAAUCUGUCAACAGUAUCCAAGUCGUAGUCGUCGAUGGCGAUAGUGGGGAGGGAGUCAGCGCCCUGUGCCAUAAUGUUAGUUUUCUUUAGGCUAAUUGUCAGGCCAAACUCUUUGCAGGCAGCAGAUAGGCUGGAUACAAGGCUCUGCAGGCCAUCUGCUGUGUGAGAUACCAAAGCGGCAUUGUCCGCAAACAAGAACUUCCGCAGCAAGACCUUUCUUGUUUUAGUCUUAGCUCUAAGGCGGGCAAUGUUGAAUAAUUUGCCGUCAUCUCUAGUGUGGAUGUAUAUCCCCUUGCUGUUGUUCUGAAAGGCAUACUGGAGUAGGAUGGAGAAAAAGAUUGCAAAUAAAGUAGGAGCCAGCACGCAACCUUGCUUUACUCCACUACUCACUGGAAAAGCUUCUGAGGCGGCACCGUUAUAGCACAGUGCCCUGCAUGUUUUUGUGGAACUGCUUGAUGAUGUUAAGCAGUCGUGUAGGGCAGCCUAUCUUUUUGAGCAUCUGAAACAGGCCGCUUCUGCUCACAAGAUCAAAAGCCUUAUAUAUAAAACAUGUAUGCUUUUGUACAGAGAUACAUUGCUAUAAAGCAGAUAUAUUUAUAUAUAAAUAAAAAUAUAACUUUAAAAGAAAACAAAUAAUUUUCUUAAAAUAAUUCUUUUGUUACCAGAGACUUGGUUGGUGGUACGGGAGGUGGACAUGGGGGCUCAUCCAAGAUCCCUGUCCAAGACCAGCAGAUUGCCCUCUGCCUCAUCCUGGAGCUGGCGGUUCAGAAAGGGGCCCUGAGCAGCGUUCUGCAGGCCGUGCUCCUGCUGCUGAACCUGUGGAACAACAGCCACCACGACUACGACAACAGGGUCAGCAGCAGCCUGGUCUCGGCUCCGCUCAUUCCACUACUCAGGAGGUUUGAGGGUAUACACAAUGCCAAGUCAAAGGCUUCUCACACUGGAAAAUAUGAUGAGGUAAGUGAGACCUUCUCAGGGAAUAGUUUAAUUGUGGCAAGACAGGAUUUUAAAAAAUCUUUAAUCUCGUAAUAAAAAUUUAAAAAAAGAAAACAACUCUGUGUGCAUCAUCAGUGAUACACUGCAAAUUGUUGAAUACAAGUCCUGUUGUCAUAUACUAUGGACUUUAAAAAUAUUAACUCUGUGUGCAUCAGUAAUACAUUGCAAAGUGUUUUGUACAAGUCUUUUUGUCUCAUUCUAUGGACCUUGGGAAAGACUGUAACUCUUUACAAUAAUCACCCCCCAACCCGCCAAACCCUUUAUAUUUUUGCAAUAUAACUUCAGUAUUGAAAUUUGUAUUAUAUGUAACUGUUACUGAUAUUAUUUUUGGUCCAGUUCUCUUUUGUAGAUCUAAUUUCCUUGACAAUAUCAAAACCAUUGUAUUUCAGAACGCUGUCAGCCCAACAGAGUGCUUUCUUCAACAUCUCACCUAUCCAGAAGAGGAAGAGACAGCCGUGGACCUUCGACAAAGUGCCGUGGUUGUCAUGUCUCAUCUUGACCGGCUGGCUUCACCUUACCUGCCAGUCAGUUCAACUCAGAAGGUCUGUCUCAAACAUCAUCAGUUUAUUUUUGGUUCAACAUUGAAGCUCAAUUAUUUUGAUCUCACAAGAAUAUUAGGCCCCUAAAGCAUUAAGAAUUCCUAGCUAUCAUUUUUCAGUGUGAAUUUUUAAGCAAGUGUAAAAGGUUUUCUAUCUUUUAAAUUAGCUCGUGUGAUUUACCCGUUCAACUCGCACAUUUUGUCUCCAAUCCAUUUAUCCCAGUCCCACUGCCAGGCGGUGACCCAAGAAAUCAUUGGCCUGGGAUGGUUGUCAUGGGCAAACAGCACCAACGCCACAGCUCCCCACAUUCUGGAGGUCUUCAAUGACCUCGGCGGUGUCCAGCAGAUUGUCUGCGCUGAGAGGUGUCUGCUGGCACUGACCAGGAAUGGCAGAGUGUACACAAUGUACUACAGCUCAGACACACAGGUAGGGGGCUCCACUGCAUAGUUAUUUAUAGCUCACUGCAGGGUUGUGAUUCAGAUUAUGUGUCUGUUUGGAUCUGUAUUUUGUAAAGGAGUGAUGAUAUGGAAAUAGGGGAUUGUGUUAUUUGAGCUAAGGUCCCAGGCUAAAGUAAGUCACCAAAAACUGUGGAUGGAGUUUUGUCUUCAAGGUUAACAGAAGUGCAUUGUGGGGGAUGGUUGGUAUUUAAAGAACAAAAUCUAAGUUAAAUAUAACAACCCAGGGAUGAUGAUCGAUGGCUCUGGAGAGACGAAUGAACAUCUAGCUAUUUGGGAAGGGGCACUAUAUGCUAAAAGGAAGGUGUACAAAAUCCUACAAAAGCAAAAACCUACUUUUGAUGAAAGUUGUCAGGAAAUUGAAGGGGGAGGGUGGUGUUAAUUAAUGUACCCAUAGGAUGCGAGUGAGUGAUGAAAGUAAAGAUGUUUUCAUAAUAUAACAUCCAUUAGAGGCAGCUGAGAGCCAAUCAAGAUGAGAGGGAAAGAGGUCUGGCUUAUGUUGCAUACAUAAUAGUUUAUGUCAUAAAGUAAAAUCAAAUUUAGCCUUAAGUUUUAUCAUACUGUCUAGUGUUUGAGCAAGCACCCCCCCCCCCCCCCCCCCCCCCCCCGCAUCCAGUCUGGUUUAACAACAAGCCUCAUCUUGUCUUGAAACACUCCGACAAAAACAUUGUUAAGUCAUUAUGGAAUAAAGUGGAUUUCAUUAGGACAAAAUCAGUUUCUCCCCAAGCUCUUCUUGUUUGGCCUAUAAGUGCAAUCACACUACCCUGAAGCUGAGUAAUUUAGUAGAGACUAUGAGUGAAGAUCUCGAGGCAUACCGCUAUAUAGUAUCAAUCCUCACAAACUGUGGAGGAUAUAGUGACAUAUGAAGAUAAAUUUGUUAAAUUUCUCCUCAGUCCCCGCAACCAGUGGUAGGCUUUGGUGAGAAGGAAAUUGUUAAACUGGCAGCACAUGCGGAUGGCAAACAUUACCUGGCCCUGACAAGUGAAGGAGAUGUGUACUCAUGGGGUAACGGGGAUGGUGGACGACUGGGUCAUGGGGACAACAUGUAAGUCAUUAAAUAUUAGAUCUGUUAGCCCUGACUUGUUCAUUAGAUAUGUGCCUUGUGUGUGUGGAUUCAUUAAAUAUAUGUUCAUUAAAACAGUGCUUUUCUGUGUGGAGUCUUUGAAUAGUUACUGAAAUGGUAACAGAAAUUUGAAAAGAUAAAAGACUCUUUCAAGCAUGCAUCAAACAUGUUAAUAAAUAUCUGCAAACAAAAAGCAAUGUAUAUAGUCAUUUUGGCUUACAUUCUUUCAGUUCCAGCGAUGAGCUAACAUAAUAUAUAACAGCCCUGUCCUCAUUCUUUCAGUUCCAGAGAUGAGCUAACAUAUAUAACAGCCCUGUCCUCAUUCUUUUAGUUCCAGGGAUGAGCUAACAUAGAUAACAGCCCUGUCUUCAUAUUCUUUCAGUUCCAGAGAUGAGCCAACACUUAUAACAGCCCUGUCUGGCAAGCACAUUGUCCAGAUCUGUGCUGGGAGUACCUACAGUGCCGCCAUCUCCUCCAGCGGAGACCUUUACACCUGGGGGCGUGGCAACUAUGGACGACUUGGUCAUGGCUCUAGUGAAGACCAGUGCUACCCCAGUAUUGUUGCCGCACUCAAGGGUCACAGGGUCAUCGAUGUAGCCUGUGGGAGUGGGGAUGCCCAGACACUAGCAGUUACUGACACAGGUAUUCCUUGUUACAGAUAAAGGUGUUCAUUGUUACAGACACAGGUAUAGAUUGUUACAGACUCAAGUCUUCAUUGUAACAGAUUCAGAUAUUCAUUUUUAGACACAGGUAUUCAUUCCUACAGACACAGAUAUUCAGUGUUACAGAUACAGUUAUCUAUUAUUACAGACACAGGUAUUCAUUGUUACAGACACAUUUCAUUAUUACAGACACAGUGAUUCAUUGUUAACUUGAUCUACUAAGAUGUAACAUUCUAUUGCUAGGAGCUGUGUACUCAUGGGGGGACGGGGAUUAUGGCAAACUGGGUCGAGGUGGGAGCGAUGGCUGCAAGGCACCAAAGGUCAUUGAGAAGCUCAUGGGACAGGACGUUGUCAAAGUCUACUGUGGGGCACAGUUUAGUCUGGCCCUGACUAAGUCUGGCAACAUCUUUUCCUGGUUAGUUUUUGCAGUCAGUUAUCUUUUCCUGGUUAGUUUUAGCAAUCAGUUAUUUUUUCUGGUUAGUUAUCAGUUAUCUUUUCCUGGUUAGUUUUAGCAAUCAGUUAUUUUUUCCUGGCAAGUCUUACCAAUGUGAAUGUUUUCAAGAAUUGCACAUUCUAAAAUCUAAAGCUCUCUUCUUGUUUACAUUAUUUUUCAGAAAGACUUCAUGAAAUAUUUCUAAACUCGUAAAUGUCUUUUAACUAAGUAAUUUAGCUUUGUGAACCAAUUUAAGCAUACAACUAAUGAAGUUUAAAUGAAUAUUAAAUGGUAUGAUAAAUCCUUGCUUUUGUUAUAAUGUGAGGGACAAGCUUUAAAUAUCUUAUUCUACUAUUUCCUUGAUUUUUAAAAAAUGUAUACAUUUGAUCAGGGGCAAAGGAGACAAUUUUCGACUGGGCCACGGCUGUGAGGAGCACAUGAGGCACCCCAAGCAGAUGGAAGGAUUGAAUGGUAAGAGAGUCAGGAGUCUCGCCAUAGGCUCCAUGCACUGCGUGGCUGUCACAGAGGAGGGAGAGGUCUACAGCUGGGGCAAAAAUGACCAGGGUCAGUUAGGGGAUGAAAGCCAUGCCAAUGUGACGGAACCAACUCUUAUCCCAGGGCUGGAAGGGAAACAUAUCGUUGGUGCUUCCUGUGGUCCAUCUCAGGUAUGCCUUGCAUUAACUAUAGGGAUUAUUUUGUCAGUGUACAUUUUCUAAUUAAGCCCAAGUAAAUAAUGGUAGUAAUGUCAUUAACAUGCAUAUGCUACCACAAAGUAAUAUUGAAACUAGUGGAGAGCUAGUUCAUCUAAAGCAUAACCAAAUAGAGCUAAAGCUGACCAAGGUAUCUAAAUUGUGUAGGAAGUGAUUUUAAGCCAUUUUAUUUUAAAUAAGCUUUCAGAGAGAGGGAGGGGGAAUUGGGGUAGGAAAGCGUGAGAGGGUUAGGGAGGGGGUGUGAGGGAGAGUGAGAGAGGUAGGGUGAAAGUGUGGUAAUGAGAGGGUGUGAAAGAGAGGGAGGGAGAAAGUGGGGUAGGGAGAGAGUAGUUUAUGUUUGACCAUAGAUGUGUAGAUUCAAUGCCCAGAUCAUAUGUCAGCUAGUGUCAUUCCUUCUUGCAGAGUUUUUUCUGGUCAUCUAGCGACCAGUGGACAGUGGGCUCCAGGAUCCCCUUCAUCGUGGACCUGUCCAAAGGAACAUUCGAACAGAUUGACGAGCUCUUGAGGGAGGUCUGUGAUGGUAUGGAUGGCCGUAGUGACUGGCCUCCUCCACAAGACAAGGAAUGCAUUGCUGUGGCAGGAUUGAACUUGCUCAAUUUACAGGUACAGCUCUUAGCGGCAAAUAGAUUGGUCUUCAUAACAUAUCCACUGUCAGUCUUCCCACUUCCUUUCUUUUCCUCUGCAUUGUUGUGAGAGGACUUUGCCCUUACUUUUUCAUUUCUUUCCAUUGACUCAUUUAAUAGGCAGGAUAUUAAUUAUUAAUUAUAGACACAUUUAAUUUAAAUUUAUGCAGUUUUAAUUUUUCUGAUGAAGCCAUUAGCUGAUAUGUUUUCAUUUAUAUUUUGUCGUAUAAUUACAGCACAACUAUACUGUUUGGCUUCACACAUUUUGUUUGUAUGUUAUUAAUCUAAAAGCAGUGUUAGUGGAUUAUUUGAUCUUUUGAAAAGUCAAUUGCCAGACAAUAGAAAGCUCAAGAUGUCUUUUAAAGCAACGUUUACAAAGCUGGUCGGUCACAUCAAAGGGCAAACUAAAUGUUGACAGUUUAAUUAUUGCCCUCAGCUCCAUGCUGCUAUUUGUCAGACUGAGGAUGUGGAGCACCUGGGUCUUCAUCAAGGGACAACACUGGUGGAGAGUUUGAAGCAGAGGGUUGUCACCCUUUCUAGUAACAAUGGGGUGAUCGGCACUGUUCAGAGAGCGGCUCAGGCGGCACUGCAGAGUGGCUGGUCUUUGCUGCUGCCAACACCAGAGGAAAGGGCCAGGGCUUUGUCCUCACUGCUUUCAUCAGGAGGUAAGGGCUUAACUCAUUCACUCUCUUCAUCUUUUGAUUGAAUUAAGAUUAUCCCCCAUGGGCUGUCACAUUCGAAACAUGAUACCUUAAAAUUUAUAUAAAACUAGUUGCACGUAUUUUCCUUGGACCCCUUCUGGUAUAUAUUGAAUCAUUGGUUGACUUAACUAUCAUAUGAAAUUGUUUUGUACGAAUUCAAACAAUAGUACGUCGGCAUAGCUCAAACCCUGCAUUUGUAUAAAAGAACUUGAUGCCUUAACCCAAUGCUACGCGAUACCUAUAAAGCAGUUUACCGACAUUCUUGAUAUUAAGUUUAAGUGGUAAGAUUCUACCUCAUACUGACACCACUGAUGAUAUUAAGUUCAUUGACAGUAUUCCACCCACUGGCUCCACUGUUCAUGUUAAGUUUAAGUAACAAACCCUUUUAAGCAACGAAUGGUUUAUUAGUGAAUUAAAAUAAUUACACAUGUUUGAUCUGAAUUUUUUUUUUGUUGUCAUUCAGGUAGAGACAUGACAGUUAUGUCAAGUGGUCAGAGGUUCAUGACAGACCUUCUGGUCAGUUCCUUGAUGUCAGAUGGCGGCCUUGAGACUGCAUUGCACCUGGCCAUUAAGGCUGAGGUCAAGGGCAUUGAUGACUCUAAGGUAAUUUUAAGGCCACAUACAUUUUUUGAAUCCAUUAUAAAAGGUUUGUAUACCCAAAAUCAAGAUUAUUUGACAGCUGUAUAUUUACAGCAGCAUUAAUGCUUAUAGAGAGUUUUUUGUCUGAAGCUUGUGUAUGAUUAGAUUUAUUGAGAUGGCAUAUGAAAAAAAAGGCAAAAAUGUUUUCCAUGUACCUCAUAUUGUUGCCUCUCAUACUGUUGCCUCUCAUAUUGUUGCCUCUUUAGGAAAAAGAAAGUGAUAUGAAGCUCAAAGAGGAUGGUGGGCAGGAGAAGGACAAGAGAGGGGAGGCGACCGGUGAUGCCAAGAGUGAUGACCCUUUGUUGGAUGUUCAACUCGGUGAUGGGUCCGACGACAGGGAGGCAACCAUUCCAUUGCUGCAGCUCAUUCACCAGCUGUUCAGGUGCUGCAUCAGCCAUGCAUAGUUGUACCAUCACACUCUUCUCACACACUCAUGGUCUCGGUGUAAAUGGCCAGAUUUAGUCAUUUAGUUUGACAUGUAAUUCAUUUUCUAUUAACAUUUUGUUCACUUCUCUCUUUUUCUUUCUAUGAUAUAUUAAGAGCCAACGAUCAAUUUAUUGCUCAUUCUGGCUCCUAUGCUCAUUAUUUAGUAUCCAGUAAUAUUGUGCACAUUUUCAUUUGACCCUAUCAGAAAUUCCUCAACCCACACACUCACCAAGCUACAGGAGGAAGCCAAAUGCGGUGGGAUCAAAACCCCGGAGGCUGAAACUCCCGAGAAUUCCCCGUCCCUUGACCUACUUUUACAGUUCCAGAGACUCCUCAUCUCCAGGAUAUUCCACAGUAACAGCAUGAGUGAGACCCAGUCCCCGACAUCUGUGGGCGGGGACAGCAAGCAGAUGGGCGGCAAGGAGGGCACCGCUGGAGAAAUAGGUCAGCACAUGUUGCUCUUGUGUCGCCCUUGGUCCGCAAGGGUUAACAUGGGGCUGUGUUAGUUUCAAAGUAUUCAAAAGGUUUCAAGGAUUUCUAAAAAAACUGGUUAUAAGUUGUCUUCAGCUCCUGUUAGACUUUUGUUAAACCUUUGUAGCUGAGUGUUUCAAGUUGUACGAUUGGAAUGUUAGAUAAGCACUUUGUAGCUGAGUGUUUCAAGUUGUACGAUUGGAAUGUUAGAUAAUCACUUUGUAGCUGAGUGUUUCAAGUUGUACGAUUGGAAUGUUAGAUAAGCACUUUGUAGCUGAGUGUUUCAAGUUGUACGAUUGGAAUGUUAGAUAAGCACUUUGUAGCUGAGUGUUUCAAGUUGUACGAUUGGAAUGUUAGAUAAGCACUUUGUAGCUGAGUGUUUCAAGUUGUACGAUUGGAAUGUUAGAUAAGCACUUUGUAGCUGAGUGUUUCAAGUUGUACGAUUGGAAUGUUAGAUAAGCACUUUGUAGCUGAGUGUUUCAAGUUGUACGAUUGGAAUGUUAGAUAAGCACUUUGUAGCUGAGUGUUUCAAGUUGUACGAUUGGAAUGUUAGAUAAUCACUUUGUAGCUGAGUCUUUCAAGUUGUACGAUUGGAAUGUUAGAUAAUCACUUUGUAGCUGAGUCUUUCAAGUUGUACGAUUGGAAUGUUAGAUAAGCACUUUUAACAUUUUUAUUUUUUUAACUUAUCAAUAUUAAAUAACUGAACAGUAUGGGGAAUGUUUUCUGCCAGGCUAUGAAAUGCUUGGAGCCGCCUCACUGUUGCGCAAGUACUGCAGCCUUCUGGUGGGCCAUGUCUCCAACAUUCUGCCUACUGCCACCAGCGUAGGAGAGAUGAGCGCACGUAGCUUUGCCAAUGUCACGGCCAUAAUAAACAGAGAUGUCACAGG
Lymnaea stagnalis (great pond snail) is the source of this 22646-nucleotide messenger RNA. The record is from the annotation of a GenBank genome assembly. Lineage: Eukaryota; Metazoa; Mollusca; Gastropoda; Lymnaeidae.